Messenger RNA from Ctenopharyngodon idella (grass carp), 10190 nucleotides. RefSeq names its product interferon-induced very large GTPase 1-like. Lineage: Eukaryota; Metazoa; Chordata; Actinopteri; Cypriniformes; Xenocyprididae. Gene Ontology annotation, molecular function: GTP binding. The transcript is spliced from 7 exons. The record is from RefSeq and is a predicted model, not a curated record. Bases 3637 to 9696 code for a protein of 2019 amino acids.
CUGCUGUUAUGGGAGUGACUUGAUGCAGAGCAGGAGAUGCAGAUAACUUAGUAAAAACUGCUGUCUGUUGUGCCAUUAUAAAAAUGUUCUUCACCCUUAAAAAACUUUCAUUAAUGCUGUCACAUUAAUCACAGGUAAAAUUAUACAAAUUGCUAAUUACAAGAUUAAAAUAAAAAGGUAAAGCCUUUUCAGUGAACACAAGAACGUGCAGUAACCUCAGACAAUUUAAUCCGGAUGUUAUAAUCAAAUCCACAAAUUCGCUUGAAGAACCAAAUUAGCCAGAGAUCAAUUAUCACAAUUAGAAUAUCUGGCAUCUGUCAAAUCAUCUCAGAUGUAUUAAGUGAGGAAUGAAGAACAGACCCCUGGAGCCUACAUGAAGACAAUGUCAGACAUGACCUUGCUUGCAAAAUCCUAUUAUAAUUAAUAUAGUACUAAAAAUUGGCUUCUAUUUGUGUCCGUGAUGUAAGAUUUAAUGUUUUUUAAUUAUUCUUAUGCCAAGGCAGCAUUUAUUUAUUUAUUAAAAAUAGAGUACUUUUUUCUAUUUGAAGAAAAAAAAAAAGAUCACACAGUUUCUGCAAAUCUCAUGUUAAUCUUGAGUAGUGGUUCAACAGAUCACAAAACUCACGGUUCGGAUCAUAUCACGAUUAUUAAGUCACAGAUCGGAUCAUUUUUCGGAUCAGCACAACAAAAAAAAAAAGCCCUCUGACUACUCCGAUACCACACCAGAAACUGCUGGAUUUCAUAUAGUGGAAUCACAGAGAUACUGUAAUCAACAAACAUAAAAUUAAAAGACCCAUAAAAUCAAAGAAUAGACACAGGAUGAGAUCAGUGAAUCAAACAAGUCCAUGAAGAUUAUGGCAUCACAAAAACCAUUCGAUUAAUUUCUUUCCAUAACAAAUGUGCUUUAUAAACACAUAGUUACAGCAGCCAAGAGCCCAACUAAAGUGAACACUGAUCUUCAUAAUGGCGAAUUCAAAUUAAACUAUUAUUUUCCUAAAACUAUUAUUAGCCUAACUAAUACAUUAUUAAAGGCAAGUGAACAGACUGUAAAAAGAGCAAAUACUGUACACCAAUUACAAGCAUAAAUAAAUACAACAUAAAGUUACAAAUAAAAUAUAAGGUCUAACUGUAGUAUUAAUUUUCGUGUACAGAAAUGUAAUAAUUAAAUGUAAAAUGACACUUCACUGUAUAAAUUUAAUAUAGAUUAAUCUUUGUUAAAGCUGUGUUAUGUUGUUUGAUUUACAUGAAAUAGGUUGCUGUCACUUUAAGAGUAAGACCCCAUGCACGGACACAUCCAAUAGAUAUACAUCCGAAUUCUCACCUCGUUCAAUUAAGACAUAACCGAUUGUGUUUACGAGAAUACUUGCCGAGAGGGGUAUUUUGUAUCUAUCUUUUGCGUAGAGAUCGUCUGCAAGCUGUGACAUCAUUAUAAAAAAAAAGGGAACAAAAACGUUCGUGUUGUUUACAUUUUAUGCACUUGCGUGCCGAUUGCCGACAAAACACAGACAUCUGAUGCAGCUUUACUCACCACCCGUGAUCUGCAAAUCCAGCGCCGAACUGGGACUUGUUUACAAAACAUUCAUCACCAAAAUCCCGGGAACAAACAAACAUACGUGCACAACUCCUUUGCUGCCCCGGAAAAACAAACUUCAUCCACUGUUUCCUUAAGGCUGGGUUCUAUAGGAAGCUGAAAAAGGUAAUCUUUCCCUCACAACCAAAAACACACUCUUUCGGUGACAGGAGCUGCGUCUCAUUUCGGAGGCUUCGUCCUUCGGAGAUCACAUUUAAAGGCUGCAUACAUCAUCAAGGAUGUCAAAUUUAAGAAAAGUAACUAAUAAAAUUGACUGAUAUUCAUUGUGAGGUGUAAAAUACUGUAAUUUCUUUCUUAUGUUGCAAUCUAACGGUCAAAGUGUGCAGCCCCUGAAUUGGGACACAGCCAUUGUUGAAAAAUCUCUCGACUUCUGUAUCCCGAACUAAACGCGUUGAUGGGCGUGCUCUUGCUCUUGCUCUGGGUGAUGUGUAUGAGCACCCUUAUCAGGGAGAAGUGCCUAUACAAGGAAUUCCGCCCUUUUAUAAUGUCAUACAGGCCAUACUCAAAAAAAACUCUCCGAAACAUGUCCACAACCGGAAGUUGUAUAUUUGGCACAGAAAUACUCCGUCAUACGUCCAACUCGUGUUUUUAAACUUUGGCCAUGUUUAGCAUGAGAAUGCAACUCUUUAACAUUGUAAAGUAGUCAGAAUGCAUUAAAUAGCAUUACACCCCCCACCCACACACACACACACACACACACACACACACCCCUUUAAAGUUCUUUACAGUGUGUUACUGUAAAACACCAUUAUGGUGAUCAGUGUUUGCUUCAGUUGAGCAACUUUUCUUGAUUUUUUUUUUUUCUCUAGCUGCUGUAACUGUUUAUAAAACAUAUUGUAAUGGCAAAAAAUGUUGAUUGUUCUGUGUUGAUGAUGUAAGCAUCAUGUAACUCACUGAUCUCAUCCAGUGUUUCAUUCCUUAUUAAAACUCUGAACAUCAUAAACCAAGCAACAAAAAAAAAAAAAGAAAAAAAAAAAAUAGUAACACCAUUCAGCUGCAUAAUUUAUCCAUGCCACAAUGCAUGCUGGGAGUUUUGUACUAUACUGGCACCCAGCAUGCAUUGCCUCAUUAAACUUUUGAUCGUCACCAUUGUUGAGAUUCAUAUGUGAUUCUUGAUGUCUGAAUGAUGCAGUAGCUCAAAAUGUUAUGUUCAUUAGAUUUAAAUUCUUUAAAUUCUUUUACAUUUUUAAAUUCUUCAAAAUAACUGAUUACCAAAACAUUGCUGGAUUUCAUAUAGUGGAAUCACAGAGAUACUGUAAUCAACAAACAUAAAAUUAAAAGACCCAUAAAAUCAAAGAAUAGACACAGGAUGAGAUCAGUGAAUCAGACAAGUCCAUGAAGAUUAUGGCAUCACAAAAACCAUUCGAUUAAUUUCCUCUUGGCUAUUUCUUUCCAUAACAAAUGUGCUUUAUAAACACAUAGUUACAGCAGCCAAGAGCCCAACUAAAGUGAACACUGAUCUUCAUAAUGGCGAAUUCAAAUUAAACUAUUAUUUUCAACAAAACAUCAACAUCUAAACCGCUGUUAAUUCUCAACAAGAACUUUUGUACAUGAAUGAAAGAAAUAAUGUCAAAAUGGUUUGUAAACUGGUUUCACACUCAGUUUAAAAAGGACAGGCUGUGGCUGGAUGUCAGUUGUAGUUAGAACAAAUGUCUGACAUGUCUACAGUUGCUUCACAUACCCCACCUUUAAACAAGUUCUACAUGUUAUUUGUCUUUACCAUGCUGCAUUUUCCAGCCAACAGCCUACAAUUCACCUUAGGGCAGAACAUAGCUAUAGCUGCUCAUCAGAGCAUAAAACAAACAUUUAUACAAACAUUACCUAAAAAUGACGCUAAUAUACAAGUAUUACAAAACAACCAUUUCUGUGCUUCUCGUCUUCUCACAUUUUUUUUUUUUUUUUUUGAACCAACUGAUUUUUUUUAAAGCUGAAAUGAAUGUGAAUUAAUUGAAAUGCCCACAGGACAAAAAACAGCCCCCAAGGAAGCUCAGAUGUGUGAGCUACAGCACUGAAUAAAGACACUAACGACAUCAGUGGACAUCAGAAUGGCUGACAGGGCAGGCAGAUCGGGUGACUGGAAGACCAGGGAAAGAUGCCUCGAUAGGAGCAAGAGCAUGGAUGAAUACCCUAAAAUUGGCAGUAGUCCAGAUUUGAAUCGCCCUGACAAGUAUGUUCCAGAGAGUGAUCUGAGGAUUGUUCUGCUGGGGAAGGACUUGCAGGAAAACUGCAGAGUUGGAAAACUCAUUUUAGGGAAUGAAAAGUUUGACAUUGAAGCUCCUUCAGAUCAAGUGCAGACAGAAAGAAAAAUACACAAGACAGUCAUCAACGUUCCUCACCUGCUCCAGCCACAUCUCUCAGACCAUCAGAUCAUAGAGGCCGUGAGAGAGUGUGUGAAACAGUCUGAUCCAGGACCACAUGUGAUCGUUCUGGUCCUCAAACAUGACCAGUGUUCAAAAGAAGAUCAAGAGCAUGUGGAGAAGGUGCUCAACUAUUUCUCUAACAAGGUUUAUGAACACACCAUGGUGCUCACGAUACAAGAUUCAGACAGUAUUGAGCUGACCAAAGUCAAUGACGUUAUAAAGGAAAUGAUUAAAAACUGUUUUAACAGACAUUACAAACUUACAAAAAACAGCCCUUCUGCUGAUCUUAGAGAGACAUUAGAGAAAAUUGCACAAAUGAACAGUGGACACUAUCUGAUUUGUGAUGAAUUUGAAGGUUCAGAGCAACAGGCCAGAGAAAGAGGCCAUAAGGAGACACCUCUGACCAUUGCACUAUUUGGAAACUCUGCAUCAAUCCAGUUUAGACAUGACAACUAUCUACUUGGAGAAGAAGAGAACCGUUUUAAAACUACAGACACAUCCAGGAUCAUUCCUUUACAGAGAGAAAUAGCAGAAGACUACAUCUCUGUGAUCAACAUGACUGUCAGACAUGAGACUGAACUUAACUUGCACUGUGUGGAUUAUCUCAUUGAUCAACUAGUGAAUGAAAAUGAAAUCCACGCCUUCAUCUUUGUUGUGCGACUGGGCCAGUUAACAGAUGCCGAUCAGAAGAGUCUUGAAUGGCUUCAGAGAGUGUUUGGUGACAAAGUUCUUCAGUAUGUGAUGAUUCUCUUCACCUAUGAGACAGAAGAAGAGUCUGACACUAUAAACGACAUAAAAAACCCUGUUCUGGAGCAGCUGCUGGAGAAAUGUGGAGGAAGAUAUCACACCUGCAACAAGAUGAUGAACAACCAAACAGAGAUGAGAGACCUGAUGAACAAGAUUGAGCGUCUGUUUAAUGAAAAUAAACAGCAGCGCUACACUGAAAUAAGGCAAAACUUUCAAAAGAGUGGGGUUCUUUUCAAAAAAGAAAGUGAUACAAUCGCAAUCAUGAAAGACAACACGCAGCAAAUCACUACAAGCAUGGGGAAAGAUACACCAAACAAGGUAAUAGCUUUAGAAAAGGAAACAAGAUUGGAACAAGACAACGGAAAAGAAACUAAUGGAAAAACAAAGCAUCUCUUUAAAAGACUUCAUCUUAAAGGCAGGGAUCAUAAACUGAGAACUGCAGAUUUUCUUCAAUUAACUGCACAUUCAUUAAAAUCCUGUGACUCUUGUGUUGAAGAGGAGCUGAUUCAGACUUUCAUGCAAAAACUACUGAUGAUGAACUACAGAGCAAGAUACAUUCAUGUUGAGGAAAACAAUGAACAGCAUCACACAAAACAAAGAGACAAUGACUCAUAUAAAGAUAUGGGUGAUAUUUUUAAAGCAAUGUCUAUUUCUAAAAAAGGAAUCAGUCAAUCUGAUCGCAUUCACCCAAUGGAUGUUCAGAUGGCCGUAUUUCAUUGUUCUGAUGGUUUUCUGAAGCAGCUGUUGGUCACUAAACUGUCCCAGUGUCAGUACGCUCUGCCUCUGCUUGUUCCUGAUCCAUUCACACAACAGAUUGAGUUUCCUCUCUGGACAUUCAGACAAAUCAACAAGAGCUGGAAGAUCAGAAACACCAACAAUGAAAUCAUCAGUCAAACCCAUCCGGUCUACAAGGCACCAACUCCAAUGGUGUCUUUCUUUAGGUUUGGCUCUGUGUCUUCAUCCAAGUCUCAGCUGAUGAACAGUCUGAUCAAUGAGAAACACAACACAUUCUUCCACAGGAACUGCCCAGGCAGCAGCAGAACCAGAGUCCUGAUGGAUGGAGUGGUGGAGAUCGCCUGGUUCUGCCCCUCUGGGAAAAACACGGAUAAAUUCACUGACUGUGUUGCGUUCUGUAAUCUACAUGGUGAUGCAGGAGACCAUGAGAAACAGCUGCAGAUCCUCACUGAAAUGGCCUCAGUCAAUGUUGUUCUUCUACCACAACUUCAAAACAAUGACAAAAGUGCAACAAUAAUCCAAAACCUGUACAGUAACAGAAAGCCACUCAUUUGUCUUUUUACUGAGGAUGAAUCUGCUGUAACUGAGCUGAUGAAAGGGAAAUUCAAGAUUGGUUUGAAAGACAGAAAUCAGUCGGAUGUAUCUGAAGAACUCAGAAGAACUAUAAAUGAUUGUCUCUCAGAAUCAUCUUCCACUUUCAGACUUGAAGAUGUGUCCAAACACUCAGACAUCAGAGUAGAUGAGGAAGAUGAUGAUAACUGCAGAAGAGGAAGAGAAGCAGCACAGCAGAUGAUGAGUUUACUGGAGAAGAAAGAUCUGACAGAAAUCAAAGACUUAUUUCUGCCCUGUCAGGGAAAACUGUGGCAUCAGUGGAGUCAGAAGAACAAAGAACUACAUCGACCUCGAGCAUAUGAGACAGAAAUGGAUAUCAGUAGAAAGAAAACAGAAAUGAAGAAUAUCCGUCAACAGCAGCAUGAAUCUGACAUAAAUACUUUUAUACAGUUGUUUUUUAAACAAAUCCAAUGUCAUGCUGAGAAUAACAUGUAUUUUCUGAAAUGGCUUGAAAUCUUCCUAACCUCAAAAAAUAUUUUUGUUCCUCAAAAAUAUGAUACAUCUAAACAACUCAAGGCUGAACAAACUGACCUUGAGAGAAUGUCUGAGGAAUUACAAGCUGCAACCUUUGGUCUGGAGCACAUCAUGAGGGAGAUCGGUCAGAUCUAUGAAUCAUGUUCAUCUGUGAAGAAGAACAAGAAAGACCUGCAGGUUCACUUCUCUUCUCUCCCGAGUCUUGCAGCAGAGAUGAUUAUCUCUGGAUUUCCAAUGGAGCUGAUGGAUGGAGAUGCUGCUCAUGUUCCUGUGGUCUGGAUCUCUGCUGUUCUAGAUGAACUCAUCCAGAAACUGGGAGACCAGAGAGUUUUUGUGCUGUCAGUUUUAGGGAUUCAAAGCUCUGGAAAAUCCACCAUGCUGAAUGCCAUGUUUGGACUCCAGUUUGCCGUCAGUGCUGGCAGGUGCACCAGAGGAGCUUUCAUGCAGCUGAUCAGAGUGUCAGAAGAGAUGAAAACACAGAUGAACUUUGACUAUAUUCUGGUUGUUGAUACUGAGGGUCUUCGUGCUCUAGAAUUGACUGGAAGUUCAACCAGACAUCAUGACAAUGAAUUGGCCACAUUUGUUGUUGGUCUUGGAAAUCUGACCUUGAUCAACAUCUUUGGAGAAAACCCAUCUGAGAUGCAGGACAUUCUUCAGAUUGUUGUCCAGGCCUUCCUGAGGAUGAAGAAGGUCAAACUAAAUCCCAGCUGUGUGUUUGUGCAUCAAAACGUCUCGGACGUCACAGCUGGAGAGAAAAAUGAGGAGGGAAGGAGACGACUGCAGGAGACACUGGAUAAGAUGACAAAACUUGCUGCUAAAGAUGAAGUCUAUGAUGCAGGAUGUUUCAGUGAUGUCAUUAAAUUUGAUGUUCAGAAUGAUGUGAAGUAUUUUGCUCAUCUUUGGGAGGGAAACCCACCGAUGGCACCACCAAACCCAAACUACUGUGAGAAUAUUCAAGAACUAAAGGAAACUAUUAUGUCUCAUGCCUUAAAGUCACAUGGAAUGAUGCUGAUAGACUUAAAAGAUCGUAUGAAAGAUCUUUGGGAGGCUUUACUGAAUGAACGAUUCGUCUUCAGCUUUAGAAAUUCUCUGGAGAUUUCAGCCUACAGGAAACUGGAGACAAAAUACAGCAAGUGGUCCUGGAGGCUUCGCAGUGCCAUGAUGGAAAUUGAGAACAAACUACACAACAAAAUAGAAAAUGAAGCAAUCCAUGAGGUUGAGGAAACUGAUCUUCAAACAGAACUGAAGAAGACAAGUGAAGAAGUGGAAAAAUCAAUGUCUGCAUUCUUUGAGAAAGACAUAGAUGCAGAUAUACUCAUUCAGUGGAAAACAUCAUUUGAAAUCAAAAUUAAAGAGAUUCAGGAAAACAUUGUAAGAGAAACAAAGAGAAAAUUAAAUGAGAUUCUUCAGCAGCGAGACCUGAAGAAAAUGAUUGAUGCUCAGAAGACACAUCAUGAAAACACUCUCUUUGAAAAGAGCAAAGAGCUUGCCUUAAAACUCAAAGACAAAACAAAUGAUGAACAAACACUGAAAAAAGAAUUUGAUUUGUUCUGGAAACACAGUGUGAAGAAGAUCAUCAGAGACACUCAUCCAAUAAAAGACAUUGACAUAAUGAGAGAUGUGAAACACUUCCUCAGUGACAUCUAUGAAAGUGCACCUGUAGGCCACUGGAUGGAGAGCAAGGAUAUUUUCUCUGUGCCAAAUUAUACUCAAUAUGUUCUUUUUAAGAAGGAGUUCAAAGAUUCUGUAAUCAACUCAUCUGGAUACACUCAAACAUUAUCUCCAGAAGAUAAAAUAAGAAUAUUCAUCACAGAUGUUGCUCAGCAGACAGACAAAAUGAUUCAGUCAUUUAACAUUUCAAAGAUGGGCUACAACAUCAGCCGGGUUCAACAACUCAUAGAUUACAUCAAGAGGAGAGUAACAGAACAUCAGGAAGGAUCUGUGGAAUAUGAGUUCAAGAAUGAAUUCUUCAUGAAUUUAGUACUUUCCAUCUGUAGCAGAGCAGUGCAGAUGAUCACUGACCAACACAAAAUGUUCAGAGACGCCAAUGAUCCAGAAAUAUAUGUUGAGAAAAAGAGAGCAGAGUACUAUAGUAUUUUCCAGAAGUACUGUCAUGGAGCAACAUCAGCUGCUAUUUUUGGAGAGAUCAUCUGUCAGAAACUUAAAGAGCCCAUUGAGCAGAGUGUCUACAAGAAGACUGCUAGAGAUCUGACAGAUGAAAUAAUGAAAAAUUGUCAAUCACUGAAUGGAAACAGAUCAAAAUUGGAGAAACACAUCCUGAAGACACUGGCAGAAGAGGAGGAUUGUGAAAAAUACAUGAACUACAUUUAUAAUCCCAGAGAUCACUUCAAGAGUUUCAUCAGAAAUGAAGUCAGUCAGUACAUCACUGAUAAGUUCAGUGUCAUCAUUUUACACAAGAUGAAGGAGAACAUUAAACUUAUGCAGCAGAAGAUCAUAAAAGCAGCACAUGAAUCUACUGAACUUGUUCAAGUGAACAGAGGAGAUGUUGGUUUGUGGUUGAAGAGUUUCACACAGCAGCUCUCGGAUGUGCUGAUCUUCUCUGAAAAAGACCUCAGUGGAGUGAAACAUAGUGGUGCUGAUAAUUGCAACCUCCUAGAAGAUGUGAUAAGAGAAGAACUUCCUGCUACAAUGUCUGAUAUCUAUGGUAGAUUCAACACAGAGACAUUUCUAGUAAAGCUGGACUAUACGUUUAGGCCAGAUGAGAUUCUUAUCGAUCACUUCUGUCAGUGCUGUUGGGUUCAGUGUCCAUUCUGUAAAACUGUCUGCACCAACACCAUAGAAAACCAUCAUGGAGAUCACAGUGUUCCUUUCCAUCGUAGUAUUGGACUGAGUGGAAUUCAUUAUGACAAUACAUUUAACUUGUCUACUCAUAUCUGCACAUCAGCAGUGGGAAACAGCAAUCUAUAUUUUUAUCCUAUUGGAUCAGAAGAUAAAGUCCCCUGGAAAGAUUACAGAACAGCAGGAGGAGUUUAUGCAGACUGGAGCAUCACCUCUGACCUCUCUGAACUGCCCUACUGGAAGUGGUUUGUGUGCAGAUUCCAGAAAGAUCUGGAAAAAUACUACAGUAAAACAUUUGAGGGGAGUGGUGAGAUACCAGAUGAAUGGAAAAUAUACUCAAAACAGGAUGCUAUUGAGAGUUUGGAUAAAUACAUUUAACUGAACAAGUAUAAUACGUUUCUUUUAGGUCUUUGAUUUACAGAAUUGUUUUAUCACUUCAAUGAAGCUGAAAUCACCGAAACAUAUUUGAUACCUUGGGACACCUUAGAGAGAAGAGAUUAAAGAUUUAAUAGUGUUUCAAAAGACUAUGUAUUGGGGAACUGAUCAAAAAAUUUAGACCUAUGGGUGUUGGAAAUGCCUAAAUGUGACAAAAUAAUCAUAAAAGUCUUUAUUUGUUCUUUCAAAUUUAGUUUGAGCUCUUAACUGCAUCCUGCUAACUUUUAAAAAAAAAGAUUUCUCUUCUACUUUGCUUUCACUAUUUCUUAAUUCCCUCCUUGCUCUCGCCUGUACUAUUCUAGACAAUGUUUGAAAAUUCGUAUUAUUAGCACUUCUCAUGUUAUUGCCUCCUUAAGAGGAAUCAUUGUAUUUUCUCAUUUUCAGUACAAGUUGCUUUGGAUAAAAGUGUCUGCUAAAUUAAUAAAUGUAAAAAUAUA